Molecule: messenger RNA, 1626 nt
Organism: Orycteropus afer afer
Lineage: Eukaryota; Metazoa; Chordata; Mammalia; Tubulidentata; Orycteropodidae
Gene: SLC22A8
Product: solute carrier family 22 member 8
Exons: 10
Coding region: 1-1626 (541 amino acids)
Biological process (GO): transmembrane transport
Cellular component (GO): membrane
Molecular function (GO): transmembrane transporter activity
Source: RefSeq, a predicted model, not a curated record
AUGACCUUCUCCGAGCUCCUGGACCGCUUGGGCGCCAUCGGCCUCUUCCAGUUCCGACACCUGAGCUUGAUCUGCCUCCCAAUCCUGGGCCUGGCCAACCACAUCCUGCUGCAGAUCUUCACGGGCACCACCCCCCCACAUCACUGCCGCCCACCCCCCAACGCCUCUGCAGGGCCCUGGGUGCUCCCCACGGGCCUGAACGGGAAGCCUGAGCAAUGCCUCCGUUUUGUAUACCUGCCCAACGGCAGCCUGCCCAACGGAACCCAGGGGCCCACGGAGCCAUGCCUCGACGGCUGGGCCUACAACACCAGCACCAGACGCUCCAUCGUGUCAGAGUGGGACUUGGUGUGUGGCUCCUACAAACUGAAGGAGGUUGCCCAGUCUGUCUUCAUGGCUGGUGUGUUGAUUGGCGGGAUUGUGCUUGGAAACCUGUCUGACAGGUUUGGCCGCAAGACUAUCCUGUCCUGGAGCUACCUGCUCCUGGCAGCCAGUGGCUGCUGCACUGCUUUCAGCCCCACCCUCCUCACCUACAUGGUCUUCCGCUUCCUGACCGGCUGCAGCAUCUCCGGCAUUUCCCUGAGUACAGUGAUCCUGAAUAUUGAGUGGGUGCCCACCCGGGCACGGGCCAUCUGUUCGACAAUGGCUGGGUACUGCUACACCAUUGGCCAGUUCAUUCUGCCUGGCUUGGCCUACGCCAUCCCACAGUGGCGCUGGCUACAGUUUACCGUGUCCAUUCCCUUCUUCAUCGUCUUCCUGUGGUCCUGGUGGGUAGCAGAGUCUGUUCGUUGGAUGAUCCUGUCCGGAAAGUCCUCGGAGGCCCUGAAGAUACUCCGGUGGGUGGCCACCACCAAUGGCAAGAAGGAGGAAGGAGAAAAACUCAGCUUGGAGGAGAUCAAACUCAGCCUGCAGAAGGAGAUCUCCUUGGCCAACUACAGCACAGCUGACCUGUUCCGGACGCCCAUCAUGCGCCGCGUGUCAUUAUGUCUUUCCUUGGCCUGGUUUUCCACUGGUUUUGCCUACUACAGUCUGGCCAUGGGUGUGGAAGAUUUUGGGGUCAACAUCUACAUCCUCCAGAUCAUCUUUGGGGGGGUCGACAUCCCAGCCAAGUCCAUUACCAUCCUCUCCAUGAGCUAUCUGGGUCGGCACACCACUCAGGCUGCCUCUCUGCUCCUGGCAGGAGGAAGCAUCUUGGCCCUCAUCUUUGUGCCCUCAGACCUGCAGACCGUGAGGACAGCGCUGGCCGUGUUUGGGAAGGGGUGCCUGUCUAGCUCCUUCAGCUGCCUCUUCCUCUACACAAGUGAGCUGUAUCCCACCAUUAUCCGGCAAACAGGUUUGGGCAUGACUAACCUGUGGACCCGCGUCGGCAGCAUUAUAGCCCCAAUGGUGAAGAUCCUGGGUGAGGUGCACCCUUUCAUCCCCAACAUCAUCUAUGGGGUCUUUGCCCUUCUGGGAGGCAGUGCUGCCCUCUUCCUGCCUGAGACCCUCAAUCGGCCCUUGCCGGAGACCAUCGAAGACAUGGAAAACUGGUCCCAGAAGGCAAAGGAGACAGACCAGAAGUCAGAAGCAGAAAGGGCUUUCCAAAGGAUCCCUCUGCAGGCCUGUGACCCAGACCUUGUCCACAGCUGA